CACUAGCUAACACGGUCUCAUGGCACAAGCGGCGCACGUCGUCAUGCUCACGAGCUCCGGUGCCGGCCACGUCCUCCCGGUGUCCGAGCUGGCGAAGCGCCUCGCCGUGCGCCACGGCUUCACCGUCACUAUCGUCACUUACGCCAGCCUGUCCACGCCCGGCCACUCCUCGCCGCUCGCCUCCCUCCCGCCGGGCGUCUCCGUCGCCGCGCUCCCGGAGGUGUCCAUCAGCGACCUCCCAGCCGACGCGCACUUGGUGACCCGCAUCCUCACCGUCAUCAACCGCGCCCUGCCACAACUACGCGACUUACUACGCUCCCUCCUCGGCCUCCCGGCGGGGAUCACUGCCUUCAUGACCGACAUGCUCUGCCCCGCGGCGCUCGCCGUCAGCAAGGAGAUGGGUCUGCCUGGGUACGUCUUCUACACCUCCAGCCUCAUGUCGCUGUUAUCGUUGCUCUACACGCCGGAGCUCUCCAGGACCACCACCUGCGAGUGCCGCGACCUCCCGGAGCCCGUGAUGCUCCCGGGGUGCGUGCCGCUGCACGGCGCCGAUCUCGUCGAACCCGUCCAGAACCGCUCCGACCCCGUGUACGAGCUCAUGGUCGACCUCGGUCUCAACUACCUCCUCGCGGAAGGCUUCAUCGUCAACACCAUGGACGCUUUGGAGCACGAGACGCUGGUGGCGUUCCAAGAGCUUUCUGACAAAGGCGUGUACCCUCCGGCAUACGCCGUGGGUCCAUUCACCCGGCGGCGGUGCCCCGACUCGGACGAGGUCAAGCACAGCUGCCUACGGUGGCUGGACAACCAGCCGGACGGCUCGGUCUUGUACGUGUCCUUCGGCAGCGGCGGCGCGCUGUCCACAGAGCAGACGGCCGAGCUGGCGGCUGGGCUCGAGGCGAGCGAGCAGAGGUUCCUCUGGGUGGUCCACCACCCCAACGACAAGGACAGCAGCGCUGGCUACCUCGGUACUGCCACCACCGACGACGACCCGCUGAGCUACCUGCCCGAAGGGUUCGUCGAGAGAACGAAAGGCACAGGGCUCCUUGUGCCACUGUGGGCGCCGCAGGUGGAGAUCCUUAACCAUGUCGCCGUGGGAGGGUUCAUGUCUCAUGGCGGAUGGAACUCCACGCUGGAGAGCGUGGCGGCGGGGGUGCCGAUGGUGGCGUGGCCGCUGUACGCCGAGCAGAGGAUGAACGCGGUGAUGCUGUCGUCGGAUCGGGUGGGCCUGGCUUUGUGGGAGAGGCCUCCCCUCGGUAAAGACGGAGCAAUUGUCCCGCGAGAGGAGGUGGCGGCGCUGGUGAGAGAGCUUAUGGAAGGGGAGAAGGGCGGCAUGGCGCGGAAAAAGGCCGAUCACCUCCGGGAUGAGGCCGAGAUUGCUUCGGCGCCAGGUGGGUCGCAGGAUCGAGCUCUCGCGGUAGUGGCUGGCAUGGUUUCCUUGCAUCGGAAGAGCCACGGUGACUAAAGAGGAUGCUCCCUAGUCUCCCUAGUUGCUCCCUAAGGUAACUGAAUAAGAAGCAUGGUGGCUGAAGUUGUUUCUUGAUUUAUGUUGUAUCGAUUGCUAUAUGCGUAUUUUACAUUUAAAUAUAGAAUAAUACUUUGUUCUUUGAGAUAUUA
Molecule: messenger RNA, 1614 nt
Organism: Triticum dicoccoides
Lineage: Eukaryota; Viridiplantae; Streptophyta; Magnoliopsida; Poales; Poaceae
Product: hydroquinone glucosyltransferase-like
Exons: 1
Coding region: 20-1462 (480 amino acids)
Molecular function (GO): UDP-glycosyltransferase activity
Source: RefSeq, a predicted model, not a curated record